AUGAAGUCUAUCUCGUACGUGAUAGACCCAGAUGGGGACAUCGAGCUCGUGCUUAACGAGCCAAAUGCACAAGAUAUUAUUCCAGAAAGAGUCCUAUGUGGAGAUGGAGAUUCCACUAGCACAUCACCCACCACGGACUUCAACAACUCAGUACUCCACGGACGAUACACGGUCUUUGAUAACUUCGACACCCCUACAUUUGUGGACGACUAUGGCGAUUUGGACUUUGUGGAAGAAACUCCCGACGUAGUGCGAAUGCGAGUUUCCUCAAAGCACCUGACAUUUGCUUCUAAAACGUUCAGCGCUAUGCUUCAAGGCCCAUGGGCUGAGGCCUCCUCCUCAUUUUCUUCCCAGCGUAGCCCCCGCCAGGUUGCGACCUCUGACUGGGAUGCCAAAGCUCUUGCCAUUGUCCUUGAUGCGAUUCAUGGCCGUUUUCGAAAGAUCCCUAGGCACAUCAACCUCGUGCUCCUAGCUCGCAUUGCCACCAUCGUCGACUACUACCAAUGCUAUGAGAGCUUGGAAUUGAUCAGCGGCGUGUGGCUUUGUCAACAGUCUGUUACACAAGAAAAUUUCGAUUUGUACUCCGAAAAUUCAUUACUGCGGCUGUAUGUCGCAUGGGUCUUUGAGAACGAGGCUAUCUUCACCGUCGAGGCCCGCAGGGUCUUGAGGCACAGCAGGGGACUUUCAGAGUUCGAGCUGAAAGAACUUCCCGUUGGAGGGAUUCUCGAUGUCCUGGAGGACAAAAGAAAAGAGCUUAUCGGAAGGGUCUUGGAAGGUCUCGAUAUCCUGCGAGAAACACUCCGCACGGAGGAUGCAUGCCCCGGGCUGGGCUUAUCCGACUGUUCCUCUGCAUUGCUUAGGACGUUAAUGCGAGAGAGAUUUAGAUGGGAGGAUGAAUAUGCGCCCCUCACGGCCCCUUACGACGGAUACAGCGUUGUCACGAUGCGAGGCUUGGUGGAAGGGUUUCCUCGACCCAAACCUUUACAUCCGAGCUACGAUAACUCUGGACGCAUCAGCUCUGGCGAACCCAACUUAUAUCAUCAGCAUUGUACGUGCACCAUUCAGGGGCGGAUACAGAAAUUGAUGAAGGGGAUCAACAACGACAUCAAGGGGUUCCGCCCUUCGCGCAUUCAAGGCUGGGGGUUGCGUCAGAAGGAUGAUGACUAG
Messenger RNA from Fusarium redolens, 1167 nucleotides. RefSeq lists its product as uncharacterized. The record is from RefSeq and is a predicted model, not a curated record. The transcript is spliced from 2 exons. NCBI's taxonomy places the organism in Eukaryota, Fungi, Ascomycota, Sordariomycetes, Hypocreales, Nectriaceae. The coding region runs from base 1 to 1167 and encodes 388 amino acids.